CCCCCCCGCCCGUGCCCUCCUCCCCACGCAGCCCGGGGAGCGGCGGCGGGUGACGCAGCCGCCCGGAGCGAACAUAAGGGACGAUGCGGGCGGGGGCCCCGGUGUAGCCCGGUACCGCCAGACCGGGCACCGGCACCGGGAACCGGGCAGCAGGUAGCGGGCCGGGCACGGGGGCGGUGGGCUCCCCCCCUCCCCUCCCCAGCACCGCGGACAGGCCCUGGUGGCGGGGGGGGGGGGUAAGGGGGGGACUCGGGGGGGGUCCCCGGUGCCCCCGUCCUCCCCCCGCGGGCAGCGGGAAGGGCCGAGGCUGCAGCCGGGCUGGGACCCGCCGGCGAGAUGGAGGCAGCGCCAGGGAAGCACUUGCCCGAAGAGCCGGUGCCUGUCGGUCCUGCGGAGCCGGCCCUGCUGCGGGGGGAAGCUGCUCCCCCGGCACAAGCGGCUCACACCACCAUUAAGCAGCACGGGGUUACGGGCAGCGUGGCCACAGCUCCUUCACGUUUCCUCCAGCAGUGAGGAAGCAAAGAUCACGGCUCCAGCCCGAGAAGCCACGGGAGAUGCUCACGCUGUCACCAGCGGGCUCUGCGUUACCUCCCGAGAGACCUAGAAGACGUGGUGGAAACCGCCUCGGCAUCAGGACCAUGCUGAUUUCUGGGGCAUUUGGGGAAAUCGGCUGCACCCGGGCAAACGCCAGCGCAGCCACCGGCGAGGCCGGGCUGGAGAAGAGCGAGGCAGGAUGAACCGAGGGACAUUGCCCGGGAGCAGCGAGAGCAAAGCUGCUCUGCAAGGGCGGCCGAGCCGUAGGCUGAGGGUGACCCCCCACACAGGCUGGGGACGAGAUUGCAUCAGCAGGGCCAAAUCAGUGACGGGUCCCACAAACAGAGACCAUCGGGCCAAGCCGCUGGCCGACGCCAUCUCUGCCCACCAGUGAUCAGCGGCCGGUGCCAUGGAUGAGGUGACGGAGCUGGAGAUGGGGGGGAACUCUCUCCUGAAGGCAGUGUGGCUCGGCCGGCUCCGGCUGACCCGCCUGCUGCUGGAAGGGGGGGCUUACAUCAAUGAGAGCAACGAGAAAGGGGAGACCGCCCUGAUGGUGGCCUGCAUCACCAAGCACGUCGACCAGCAGAGCAUCAACAAGGCCAAGAUGGUGAAGUACCUGCUGGACAACCGAGCUGACCCCAACAUCCAGGACAAGUCCGGGAAAACAGCCCUCAUGCACGCCUGCAUCCGCGGCGCCGGCGGGGACGUGGUGUCCCUGCUGCUGGAGAACGGGGCAGACCCCAGCCUGGAGGAUCACUCGGGAGCGUCAGCUCUGGUCCACGCCAUCAACGCCGACGACAAGGACGUGCUGCAGCACCUCCUGAACGCCUGCAAAGCCAAAGGGAAGGAGGUGAUCAUUAUCACCAUGGACAAAUCGGCCUCUGGCACCAAGACCGCCAAGCAGUACCUGAACGUUCCCCCCUCGCUGGAGUUCAAGGAGAGGGCCCCCCCCGAGGCGUGCACAGCACCCUCCAGCACCCACCUGAAAACUCCCAUCUCGGCACCUUCCCCUGCUGAGAAGGAGAACGGCAUCUUCAGCUCGCACCCCGGGGACAGCCCCUCGGCCAGGGCUGCCGACGAGCCCCCCUCCCCGGGCCGGAGAGCUGGUGCGGGCAGGAGAGCCCGCCUGCCCCAGCUGAAGCGGCUGCGGUCGGAGCCGUGGGGUCUGGUCGCGCCCUCGGUGCUGGCAGCCUCCGCGCACCGCGACGACACGUGGGUCUGCGCGGACGACGAGGUGAUCACGGGCAUCGGCGACCUCUCGCUCUCCAAAAAGUCUCCCCUCGCCCGGGGCAGCAGCAGCAAGAGCAAGGACCCCUCUCUCUUCCCCCCGGUAGACGAGCAGGCCCUGAGGACGCCGGCAGCCCCCGGGCCGCUGGCGAGGAAAGCAGCCUACGAGAAGAGCCAGGCCACCCACCCGCGCCUGCCCCGACGGAGCACGGUCCCCGAAGAGCCGGAGAGCGUCGGCUCCGGUGCCGCCGGCUUGGCCGCGGUGAUGGAUGCGCUGCACUGGCGGAGGCUGGGCGCCGAGCACUACGACUGCGACCCCCAGCCCCCCGGCGCGGCCGAGGCGGGGAAGGUGCCGUCGGAGAGGAGGAAGCUCAGCGGGUCCCACCUGGCCCUGCUGGGCGGCUCGCGGGAGUCCCUGGACGGCAUCGCCGGCACAUCGCCCGGGACCGUCCGGCGCCGGCCGCCCGGCUUGCUGGAGAGGCGAGGGUCUGGGACCCUGCUGCUGGACCACAUCUCCCACACGAGGCCGGGAUAUCUGCCCCCCCUGAACGUGAACCCCAACCCCCCCAUCCCCGACAUCGGCUCCAACAGCAAAACCUCCCCGCUUGCUGCUGGCUUGAAGUCCCUGGUGCCCAUCGCACCCAGCUCGCCCAGGCGGGGCGACUUGAGAGCCAAAAGGAAGCUUCUCCGGAGACACUCCAUGCAGGCGGAGCAGAUGCGGCAGCUCUCCGAUUUCGAGGAAAUAGUGGCCCAGUAGCUGUGUCACCAUUUGCCUCCCAGGAAGGCUACCAAACCAGUGCUGUCCCUGCAGAAACAUGACGGUUCCCGCACAGAGCGGCCGCCCGGCUCUAGGGAAGCGCUGGUGGCCACGGGCGUCAGGCCUGUGCCCCGGGGGCUGGACCAGGAGGUUCCUGCCCUCACUUGCCAGAGAUGUAAGGAGAGCCUGGGCGUCCAGCCUGAAGAGCUGAAGUCUCUCUUGUGCUCUUCAUUCACUUCUGGACCUUUCCCCAGGAGCAGCUGCCUGAGAGGUGGAUCCCAGACCACCCCAGAUCGUCAGGCUUCGCACAAGGGCUCCUGCCUGCAGUUCGUUUAUUCCUCAUUAUUUACAAUCCACUUUUCUUCCAUCCCGCUCGUUGUGACACAGAAACCCGUCCAGAGCCCCGUGCCAGUGAGCCGUGAGGCUGGUGUGUUUGUGAAGUGCCUACCAGGAAGGAAAGGAGCUUAACGCUGCGCGAGGUCGGAGGAGCAGAAAUAUCCCUCUCUAGCCAUCGAAUGUACCCUCACUGUGCUGGAGAGGGAGACAGUUCUCCGCCUCAGAGAUUUCCAAGCACUUUGAAACUCCAGCGGCUGAGCUAAACCCCGUUACUGCUGCAACCCGGUGCCUUCGGUGGGCCUGGAUUGGGAACGGGUUUGUCUCUGUCUCUGAAGCGACCAAGGUUCAGGGGCAUUUCCCACCGCACUGAGCAGCUCCAAGCCCUGAAUUCCUGGGCGGGGAGCGCUCCCAGCUCGUCUGCGUGGGAAGCUUCUGCCGACAACGGGGGAGCAAGGAUGCCAAGUUGCCGAGGAUGGCACGUGGCGAGUGUCAGGGGUUGGUCCCAGCCUGGGAAAGCUGCAGUGGUGCAGCCUGAGUCCGAGCACGGCUGGAGGCGGGGGUGCGGCUGCGGUUCCUUCCCGGGGCACGGGGACCCCAGCACCCAGCCCUGCAGACAGCCGGGGCCGCGCAGCACUCGCAGCACGUGGCAGCUUUGCAGCAUCAAGGGCAGCGAGACCACGCACCGCCGGCCCCCUCCCACCCGCACACCCCAACCCGGCACCGGCCGGCGGUGGGGAGCACGCCUCGCCCCACGCUUCGACGGGGCCAGGGGCUGGAUGCGUGCCGCAGCUGCCGGCUGCCAAGAGGAAUCAGCCCACAGCCCCGACUCGGUGAGCGUCCCGGAUCUGCGCCCCCCCCCGGCCUCGUGCCACCCGUAUAAACCCGAGCGACAGCAACUCCCGUGGGUUUAUUCAGUGACGUCCCGCGUGUCCCGCCGCCCACGGCACAGGCAGCGGCACCGAGUGACAAGCACACAGCAGCAGCGUCGCCCCCCGGGGCUGAUGCCGGAUUCUGCCCUCACCUCAGUCCUCCCUCCGAAACAGCCAGCGACGAGCCGGGGGCAUUGGCCGUCCCGCUCCAGGCUGCCCCAAAACUGUGUGAGGCAGCACCGCUUUUUGGGUUGAAUGUUCUCUGAAAGUGCAUUUGAGAUUUAAAUACGCUAUUUAGAGCAAAGGUGGGCUUAUAUUUUUACAGCCUUAAAGUUUAUACUUUCUGUAGGUCAACUGUCUUCUAGAGUGAAUUUCAGGCGUAUUUUCCCUAUAA
This is a messenger RNA of Tyto alba (common barn owl), 4117 nucleotides long. It is a transcript of the gene ANKRD34C, whose product is annotated as ankyrin repeat domain 34C. The record is from RefSeq and is a predicted model, not a curated record. Bases 944 to 2518 code for a protein of 524 amino acids. Lineage: Eukaryota; Metazoa; Chordata; Aves; Strigiformes; Tytonidae. The transcript has 3 exons. Gene Ontology annotation, molecular function: protein binding.